Molecule: messenger RNA, 5632 nt
Organism: Mugil cephalus (flathead mullet)
Lineage: Eukaryota; Metazoa; Chordata; Actinopteri; Mugiliformes; Mugilidae
Gene: kdm5bb
Product: lysine (K)-specific demethylase 5Bb
Exons: 28
Coding region: 216-4886 (1556 amino acids)
Biological process (GO): chromatin remodeling
Cellular component (GO): nucleus
Molecular function (GO): DNA binding; histone demethylase activity
Source: RefSeq, a predicted model, not a curated record
UCUCUUCACUGUGCGUGGAUGUGUGUGUAUGUGUGUGUGUGUGUAUGUGUAUGUGUGUGUGUGUCUAAGCUGCCUCCUCUCGCGUUGAUGUCGACCGAGUGACACCGACUCUGACGCCGAAUAGACGGAUUUCUUGACUAAAUUAAAGCAAAGCGCACCCCGGGAGAAACCCACACGAGCGGUGCCCUGUUCUUUCCGUCGGUCGGUCGGUAACCAUGAGUCAACCGCGGCCGGAUGAGUUCAAGCCUCCCCCGGAGUGCCCGGUCUUCGAGCCCAGCUGGGAAGAAUUCAGAGAUCCCUUUGCUUUCAUCAACAAGAUCCGUCCCAUCGCCGAAAAGACGGGCAUUUGCAAAGUCCGUCCUCCUCCGGGUUGGCAGCCUCCUUUCGCCUGCGAUGUCGACAGACUUCACUUUGUUCCUCGGAUCCAGAGGCUCAAUGAACUUGAGGCCCAGACCAGAGUCAAGCUCAACUUCUUGGACCAGAUUGCCAAAUUUUGGGAUUUGCAGGGAUGUGCUUUGAAGAUUCCCCACGUGGAGAGGAAGAUUUUGGAUCUAUAUAAGCUAAAUAAGCUGGUGGCAGAGGAGGGUGGAUUUGACAUUGUCUGCCGGGACAGGCGAUGGACUAAGAUUGCACUACAAAUGGGCUUCGCUCCUGGCAAAGCCGUCGGCUCACACCUGCGAGGGCAUUACGAGAGAAUCCUCUAUCCCUACAAUCUGUUUCAGACCGGAGCGAACCUGCUGGCACCAGAUCCAGCUUCCAAACUGAUGCGUUUGGAGGCUGAUCCUGAAUUUGAAAAGUGUGUUCAGAAGCCCGUCCAGCCAGCGGAGAACCUGGGGAGCAAGGAGAGCGCAGACACCAAGGAGCAGAUUCUGCAGGAUCAAACUAAGAGGCCGCCCGCCCAGAUGCCUGACAUUUGCCCCAGCGCUCGCAGGGCCAAGCGCAUGAAGUGUGAGGCCGUCUGUGUGAAGACUGAACCAGGUGAGCCAGGCGAGAGCAAGCCGAACCUGAGGCGGAGGAUGGGUUCUUUCGUCGUCAAGUCAGAGCCAGGUCAGACUGAAGAAACUCUGCUGAAUUAUGAAAAAGAGAUUCCCGUUCUGGUUAAACAGGAGCUUGUUGAAAGUAAGGAACUUAUAAUUGAAGCUGACAAACUGAAAUCGCGGUACAAGAAACUCUUCCCUCCGGUCGCUCCGAGCCCCGUGGACCUGGUUGUGUGUCUGGUGUGCGGCAGUGGGGGAGACGAAGACCGUCUGUUGCUGUGUGACGGCUGUGACGACAGCUACCACACCUUCUGUCUGAUUCCUCCCCUGCACGACGUCCCUAAAGGAGACUGGAGGUGCCCCAGGUGCCUGGCUCAGGAAUGCAGCAAACCUCACGAGGCGUUCGGGUUUGAACAAGCAUACAGGGACUAUUCCCUGCGUGCGUUUGGGCAAAUGGCAGAUGCGUUCAAAUCUGAUUACUUCAACAUGCCAGUUCAUAUGGUACCUACGGAGCUGGUGGAGAAGGAGUUCUGGCGUUUGGUCGGAGCCAUCGAAGAGGACGUCACGGUGGAAUAUGGGGCCGACAUCGCUUCAAAGGAGUUUGGGAGCGGAUUUCCGAUCCCCAAUGGAAAAUUUAAGGUUUCCCCAGCAGAUGAGAAGUACCUCAAAUGUGGCUGGAACCUCAACAACCUGGCGAUGAUGAAGCCGUCUGUCCUGACUCACGUAACAGCCGACAUCUGUGGGAUGACGCUGCCGUGGCUUUAUGUUGGCAUGUGCUUCUCCUCCUUCUGCUGGCACAUUGAGGAUCACUGGAGCUACUCCAUCAACUACCUGCACUGGGGGGAACCAAAAACCUGGUAUGGAGCUCCUGGUUUUGCUGCAGAACAACUGGAGGAAGUGAUGAGGAAACUGGCCCCGGAGCUGUUUGAGUCUCAGCCCGACCUACUACACCAGCUGGUCACCAUCAUGAACCCCAACACCCUAAUGGCCCACGGAGUCCCAAUUUACAGAACGAACCAGUGUGCUGGAGAGUUCGUCAUCACGUUUCCUCGGGCUUAUCACAGCGGCUUCAAUCAGGGCUUUAAUUUCGCUGAGGCGGUCAACUUCUGCACUGUGGACUGGAUGCCUCUCGGCAGACAGUGCGUUGACCACUAUCGUAUGCUGCAUCGGUACAACGUGUUCUCCCAUGACGAGAUGGUUUGCAACAUGGCCUCAAAGGCAGACACGCUCAACAUGGUCCUGGCCUCGGCCGUUCACAAGGACAUGCUCAUCAUGAUCCGGGACGAGCAGGAACUGAGGGAGAAAGUUAAGAAAAUGGGGGUGUUACACUGCAGAGAAGCAAAAUACGAUCACCUCCAGGAUGACGAGCGGCAGUGUGCCAAGUGCAGGACCACCUGCUACCUGUCGGCAAUCACCUGUCCCUGUAGCCCAGGAGUCCUCGUCUGUCUGCACCACAUCAAUGACCUCUGCUCCUGCCCCGUCACCAACUACACACUGAAUUACAGAUACACACUGGACGACCUGUUCCCCAUGAUGAAUGCUGUGAAGCAGAGAGCCAAGCUGUAUGAUGAAUGGGCCUCUCGUGUGACGGAGACUCUCGAGGCUAAACUGGAGAAGAAGAAAGGCCUGCCAGUCUUUCGCUCCCUUCUCGCUGAAUCAGAGUCCAAUCUGUUCCCUGACAACGACCUGCUGCGUCGGCUUCGUCUGGUCACACAAGAUGCAGAGAAAUGCUCCUCUGUGGCACAGCAGCUAUUGAACGGCAAGAGGCAGACCAGGAACCGGUAUGGUAGUGUGAAGUCACGGAGCCAGCUGACAGUGGAGGAGCUGAGUUCGUUUGUGAGGCAGCUCUAUAACCUCUCCUGUAGUCUUCCUCAGGCGCCCAUGUUGAAGGAACUCUUGAAUCGCAUUGAAGACUUCCAGCAGCACAGUGAGAAGGUCCUGGCAGAUGAAGUUCCCAGCGUGGCUGAGAUCCAGAGCCUGUUAGACAUCAGCUUUGACUUUGACGUGGACCUGCCGGAGCUGCCUCGCCUGAGAGUGAGACUGGAACAGGCCCGGUGGCUGGAGGGGGUGCAGCAGGCCAGCGCUCAGCCCGCCACGCUGACCCUGGAGACCAUGAGGAGGCUGAUCGACCAGGGAGUGGGUCUGGCACCUCAUUCGUCGGUGGAGAAAGCCAUGGCACGCCUUCAGGAGCAGCUCACUAUGUCCGAGCACUGGGAGGACAAGGCGAGCAGCCUUCUGAAAGCCAGACCCCCACACUCCAUUGAGACUCUCAGUGCUGCUGCUGAGAAGGCGUCCAGCAUCCCUGCUCACCUCCCAAACUGUCUCCUCCUGAAAGACACCAUCAGAAAAGCCCAGGAGUGGCUUCAGGAAGCUGAGGAGCUUCAGGCCACUGGUUGCAUCCCGCUGGUGGAACACCUCUCUGACAUGGUGUUACGAGGACAAGCCAUUCAAGUCCACCUCGAGCCUUUAGACAGGCUGGAGUCUUUAAUGGGGGACGUGAAGGAGUGGAAAGAAUCUGCAGCGGCAGCUUUCCUCCAGAAAGACUCAACGCUUACCUUACUGGAGGUUCUGUGUCCAAGAUGUGAAGUUGGAAGCCCGGGUUCCCCGAAGAGGAAGGCCAAGAAAGGGAAGGAAUCACCUAAAGCUACCAAGAAGAAAACGCCCAGGCUCAACACUCUCAGCGAUGUGGAAAAAGUGCUAUCGGAGACCAAGGAUUCUACCUCUGCAAUGGCAACUCUGGAGGAGCUGCGUGUGAGGGAGAUGGAGGCUUUCUCUAAUCUCAGGGCAGCAAACGAGUCAAAGCUCCUUCCCACAGCAGACUGCAUGGACCUGAGGGUGUGUUUCUGUCAGAAGGCGCCGAUGGGUGCGAUGCUGCAGUGCGAGCUCUGCAGGGACGCUUUCCACAGCGUGUGCGUCAGGGACCCAUCGGACUCCUGUGAGACACAGCCGUGGCUCUGUCCACAGUGCCAGCUGUCAGAAAAGCCCCCGUUAAGCAAAGUCCUCUCGCUGCUGGCGUCCCUGCGGCGCAUAGGGGUGCGUUUGCCAGAGGGCGACGCGCUGCAAUAUCUGGUUGAGAGGACGGUUAACUGGCAGCAGCGUGCGCAGGAGAUUACACAGGUGUGUCUACCUGAACUAGAAGAGAGGCCGGGGACCCCUCCCACACUAACCCACUGGGUAUCAGGCAGCGACAACGCACACGGCGACACUCAGGCUCCAUGUUUGACUCCAGAGUGGAACAGGACAAGCCAUGCUCAGACGGUCUUCUACACCGAGCAGAGAUGCAUACCGCUGCAGGGCUUAAGCCACCAGCUGGAGGAGCUGAUGGUGGAGGGGCUCCUGCUGCAGGUGUCUCUGCCAGAAGUCCAGAGCCUCUACCACGUUUUACUGGACCGAGCCAGCAGCCAGCACACAAACAGAUGCACGUCACCAUCGCAGGAAAAGCCCACAGACUGUGACAAACACACGCCGUUCAACUCUCAGGGAACAAAUCUGCCACUGAACCAGGAUGAAGCCAGCGACGCGAGGGAGACCGUGAUCGGCUCAGAGAAGAAAGCAAAGAGGCAUCUGGAGAGGGAAGGUUUAGAUGCGGAGCGCAGGGGGAAGGACAAAAAACACUCUCACAAACGACAGAAGAUAAAUAAAAAGAACCGGCAGCGCAGGCCGACCUCCACAUCGUCCUCCCCGCGCUCAGAUUUCUCCCAGUCCGACGACUCUGGCGAGGAGAUGGCCGUGUGUCCAGCAGAGACGUGUCUGCUGCCGGAAGGAGACGAGGUGGAUUGGGUCCAGUGUGACGGCAGCUGCAACCAGUGGUUUCACCAGGUCUGCGUCGGCGUCACGGCGGAGACGGCCGAGAAGGAGGACUACAUUUGUGUCACAUGUACACUGAACGACGGACACAUGAGAAAAUGAAGCCGUUUGUCGGGAGUCUGCGUGUCCUCGGUCCGUUACCGGAGCCUCCGGUCUGGAAGUGUCACUGAUCCCAUCCUCCCCGCCCCAACUCUUCCCGUCUGUCCGACCCUUUUGUAACAACGGUGCUAUCUCCUCUUUGACUUGUUGUCCAGAACUAUAAUGUUUAGUUAUUUUUUUGUAUUUUUACAUAUAUAUAUUAUAUAUAUUUCUUUCUUCUGAAUUGUUUGUGGUUGUCUAAAUUGAAAAAAAAAAACAAAAAAAAAACAACAACAAAAACACAGGAUGUGAAGUGUGCUGCAUGGGAUUCCAUUACAUCAGCAGAGGAGUCUUACACCAUGAUAAUUAAUGAGAUAAUCAAGGGUUAAUAUUAUCUUCUUUGGAACCUCCUUGCAUGUUAAACCAGAGUUAAAAGGACAGAAGUUGAAGUUUUCACCCCUUAAUAACCCCCACAAAAUUACAUUUUUCUUUCUUUGAACUCCGGUGUUUAGUACAUGCAUCUUAAUAUAAUUAUUUCCAUUUUUUUUGUAGAAUAGUUUUAUUUAUCUGAGCAAUAAUUUUUUUGUCUGAACUGACUUACAAGGCUUGAUCUCGGCUGAGUUGUGUUGUAGCGAUGGCGGUGUGAUGUGACUGGAAGCUACGCAGGUGAUUACAGCUGUUGGGAACUCUGAACGGGACACAGCUGGAAGGACUCGGGGUAGCAGAAGAUGUUACAAGUUUAUAUUGUGGAAUAAAGCCCUUUUGUUCUA